Messenger RNA from Striga asiatica, 786 nucleotides. Lineage: Eukaryota; Viridiplantae; Streptophyta; Magnoliopsida; Lamiales; Orobanchaceae. The record is from the annotation of a GenBank genome assembly.
AUGAUGGAAAAGAUGCUGAGGCUAUUGUGGAACCAAAUGAGACCGGCAUACAAGUUGAUGCUUCUAUCGAAAAAACCAUACAAACGCCUGAUAAGUGUGCAACAGAUAAAGUAUACAGCCGUGAAUGAGACAGUGGUUAAGGCUUUUAGAACGAAGUCAGAAGCUCUACAGAAACGAGCAGCAGAUAAAGUUGAUGCUAAUGUGGCUAUAACGAAAGCAGAAACACCUAAGAAGAGCGCACCUAAUAAGGCUGUGCAUGAGAAAGUGGUACAGGCAACUAGAACAAAAUCCGAAGCUCUACAGAAACGUGCAGCAGAUAAACACAUCUGUGCACCUGCCCAAAAUGUGGUUACCAGCCCCGCUGAUGAAUUUGAUGAAUUUGAUGAUUUUUCAUUAUUUAACACUCAGUUUUAUGCCGAGGUUGAUAAGUCUGCACAGGCGUUAAUAAACAGCGCACCAAAACAACCAGAUCCGGUUAAGAAUCAAUCGGACCCACUUGCGGACAAAAAAGAUGCAGAAAGUGGGAAGCGUAUAAAAACAACUGACCCGGCCAGCACUGCAGUCAUUGUGUUUCGAGAGACGGGGUCCAAUCCAGACAAACCUGCCAUGUUAGAUAUGGAACAGAAGAGAGAUUCUAGUACAAGUUUGAAAAAAACUCUUCAGAGGUCAUGCCCAUUUGAUGGUAAAUUUUGGAAUAUGUCUGAAGCACAUGUUGAAGCAUCAGGAUUCAAUGAUUGGAUUGAUGAAGGGUUUCUUCGGCGGCGACGGAAAGUUGGUGAUGUGUAA